This is a messenger RNA of Didymella exigua CBS 183.55, 1490 nucleotides long. Its product is annotated as cell division control 14, SIN component. The transcript has 3 exons. Lineage: Eukaryota; Fungi; Ascomycota; Dothideomycetes; Pleosporales; Didymellaceae. The record is from RefSeq and is a predicted model, not a curated record. Bases 219 to 1064 code for a protein of 281 amino acids.
GUCAGGCCCGACGUCCAAUUUCAAGGCGCAUCCAGCCCAAGAUAACCUCCUUCUCCGCAUUUGCCAACUCUUAGCUGCACGCGCCCUCAACUUUCCCUGCUGCGCGCCCGACUUUAUAUCCAAGAACCAUCUCACCACUACAUCACUACUAUUGCAUGCGCUGCAGGUCGACCGAGCGCUCGCUACCGAAUUGCGACAAAGUAGCUCCACGUUUCAGGAUGGAGGCGCUGCUGUCUUUGUCCUUUGACAAUAUUGCAUCAAAGGACACGGCCAAGAUUCGCAAGGGGCUGCGCCAGAUCGAAGGCAUGCUCGCGCACAUCUGCCUUGACGGAAGCAAAGCAAAGCCCGCCAGGCCUGAGCAUCGGCGAAAUCAAUCCGCAAUCAACGCAAGCGAGCAGAACGACGAGCCGAAGAAGUUAGGAGAGCUGUCUGAAGACCCUGCGUUUCGAGAGUUCUUUCGUCUUCAAGAUGGAUUCGAGUGGAAUGUCACUACACGAGUCGCAGAUUGCCUGGAGCGGCUACUCGGCAUGGGCAGCAGUAAGAAUGGCCAAAACGACAUGCUCAUCCUCGCGGCGCUAUCAAAUCUCCAAGGACUACUCCUCCUGCACCCGCCGUCACGCAUUCUGUUCGGCCGUGAAGUCUACAUGAACCUCCUCCUGGAUCUUCUCGAUCCGUACAACUGCCCAGCCAUCCAGUCCCAAGCGAUCCUCGUCCUCGUUACAGCACUCCUCGCCACACCUCAGAACACCCGCGUCUUCGAGCAGAUGGACGGUCUGCUCACCAUCACCAGCCUACAGAGCGACGAGGAGACAACACAGAGCGUCAAGGUCACGGUGCUGGAGUUCCUGUACUUCUACCUGCUACCAGAAGCGCCUCCACUUUCGAGAAAACUCACCAGCGCAUUCGAACGACGAGGAAGCACAGACAGCUCCAAGAGCAUCACAGGCAAGCCAAUACGAUCGCAGGAGGAGAAGCAGCGCAUGCUGGGGAAAUACAUCGCCAACGUGGACUGCUUGUUCGAGGACAUGCAGGAGUCUGAUCCCUUCUCGAGCGUGAGGGUAUGAUCGCACCUUGCUGGUAAUAUCUUGAUCGUCGCCAUUUCACUUGUACAUCUAUCUGCCGUUACUUCCUGCAGGUACUUCUCGGCACGUUGCCGCACUCUCCUACUUUCUUUGGGUCCAGCGAGGCGUUGGAGGGCGUUCAGCAAAUCAGACUGAGCACUACACAUCUCCAAGCACUUCAGCAUGCAUUGUUAAUUUGGGCAGAAGCGUUUCAUGGCAUUAGCAUACUCGGCAGGCGCACAUUCACAAGGUGAUUUCUUUUGUGAUAUAGCAUACGGGGAGCGGGCGCUUCCCACUCGUAUUCUUUGGCUGGGACACCACUGCUCUGCUUCGAGGGCGCAAUCAAGACUGUUUAUGCAAUUUAGCACAUUGGUGACCGAUUGACAGCACAAGAGAUUUGCAAGGGCUCCCAUGCGGUGUGAAAUAUGG